Ipomoea nil (Japanese morning glory) is the source of this 1694-nucleotide messenger RNA. RefSeq names its product sugar transporter ERD6-like 5. The record is from RefSeq and is a predicted model, not a curated record. Lineage: Eukaryota; Viridiplantae; Streptophyta; Magnoliopsida; Solanales; Convolvulaceae. Gene Ontology annotation, biological process: transmembrane transport; carbohydrate transport. Bases 169 to 1569 code for a protein of 466 amino acids. Gene Ontology annotation, cellular component: membrane. The transcript is spliced from 19 exons. Gene Ontology annotation, molecular function: sugar transmembrane transporter activity.
AAUAAUCUUGUUGGAUACAUGCAAGUGGGUUCUUCAAGUUGUUAACUUUGUGCUAUUUCUGAGUAGAUUGCUUAUAUUUGCUCAGUAACUUCUAACUCAACUGUCAUGGGGUGUUAAAGAGGUAGAGGUUGUUACUGGCUUAGAGGCUCUGAGGCUGAGCUAAAGGAGAUGCAAGAAAGAGAGGGCGUGGAAGAAGGCUUGCUAGAUGGAAACAAUGGUGAAAGUGCAGCAGAGAUAACAUUUGUUGUUGUCCUAUGUACCAUUGUUGCUGCCAGUGGUUCUUUAGCUUAUGGUUUCUCUGUUGGAUAUUCAUCUCCUGCUGAAUUUGGCAUCAUGGAUGACCUAAGCCUGUCUAUUGCAGAAUACUCAGCUUUUGGUUCAAUAUUGACAUUUGGAGGAAUGAUUGGGGCUCUAAUAAGUGGCAGAAUAGCAGAAACCAUUGGUCGAAGACUUACAAUGUGGUUCUUGGAAAUAUUCUUCAUCGUUGGAUGGGUUUUAAUUAUAUUUGCAAAGAAUAUUUGGUGGCUUAAUAUUGGAAGACUAUUGAUGGGAAUUGGAGCUGGACUUCAUUGUUAUGUGGCACCUAUAUACAUUGCAGAAAUUACACCGAAGAAUAAUCGAGGGGGAUUUACAGCUGCUAUUACGUUUUCAGUAUCCAUUGGCUUUUCACUGAUGUUCUUCUUUGGGAAUUUCUUCGCCUGGCGAAACCUGGCUCUAGUUGGAACUAUACCUAGUUUCAUACAGGUGCUAGGCACAUUCUUCAUACCAGAAUCCCCAAGGUGGUUGGCAAAGACUGGUAGAUGGAAAGAGGUAGAAGCGGCUCUACAAAGGCUAAGAGGGAAGAACUCUGAUGUUUCUUCAGAAGCUGCGGAGAUUAAAGAGCACAUGGAAACCCUUCAGAAACUCCCGCAAUCCAGAUUUUUGGACUUGUUCAACCGGAGAUAUGCCCAUUCACUUAUUGUUGGAGUUGGGCUUAUGGUUCUGGUACAAUUUGGAGGUACAGAUGCGAUCUCUUCUUAUACUAGCUCAAUUUUUGAAGCAGCUGGUUUUUCGAGUGGCAUUGCAUCUACAGUGAUGGCUGGCCUCCAGCUUCCUGCUGCAGCUGUAAGUGUGGCAUUGAUGGACAAAAUUGGUCGACGUCUAAUUCUGAUGGUUACUGCCACGGGAACCUGCCUAGGAUGUUUGAUUGCAGGGUUGGGAUUUGCUUUUAAGCAGGGGGGGUAUGAAGAGCUGGAACAACUUUCGCCUGCAUUAGUAUUAACUGGCAUACUGGUGUUUUCAGUGUGUUUUUCUGCUGGCAUGGGUGGUACACCCUGGGUUAUCAUGUCAGAGAUAUUUCCAGUAAACAUCAAGGGAACAGGUGGAAGUCUUGUAACAUUGAGCAACUGGUUUAGUUCAUGGAUUGUAACCUAUGCCUUUAACUUCCUAUUUCAGUGGAGCUCAGCAGGUGUGUUUUUUGUAUUUGCUUGUGUGUCUGCAAGUAUCGUCAUAUUUGUGGCGAAGUUGGUGCCAGAGACCAAGGGACGAACACUGGAACAAAUUCAAGCUUCAAUGACGUUGCUACAAUAAUCACCACCCAUCAUUGCAUUCUUAUAUAUAUAUGCUAUAUAGCUGCUUUUCUUGGAACAACACAACGUCCACAUUCCAAACUAUGCUACAAUAAUCACCAAUCAUUGCAUUCUUACAUAUAUGUA